AUGACGACAGCAGCAGUCUUCGGCUGCACAGGAGCAGUUGGCUCCCAGAUUCUGGAAACUCUCCUCGCGACAGAUGCAUUUUCAACAGUGAAGACUAUCUCUAGGAGACUUCCAAAAGCACAGUCAGCUAAGCUGCAGGCCCUCGAGGAAAGCGACACCUCAAAAUGGGGUAGCAUGAUCUCAUCUCUGUCCCCCAAGGUAUUGACGGUUUUCAAUGCGGUCGGGACUACAAAAGCGACUGCCGGUAGUAUCGAGAAUCAGUGGAAGAUCGAUCAUGAUUUAUGUGUGGAGAACGCGCGAGCAGCUAAGGAGGCAGGAGUAAAGACGUAUGUUUAUGUUUCUAGUGGAGGCACUAGAAGUCUUCUCUGGGGCUGGGUUCCAUACUCGAAGAUGAAGGUUGGCGUCGAGGAUACCAUCAAGGAGCUUGGUUUCGAUAAUGCUAUCAUUCUGAGACCGGGGAUGAUUAUCGGUAGGGAGGAAUCUAAGGCCUUUCUUCUAGAAAAGUUUGUGGAGGGCCUUCAGAAACUGGGACAGAGUGUCCAGGAUAAAGUUGGUCAAAAUCAAACGACUAUUGGUAGAGCAGCUGUGGCAGCUGCUCGUAUGGUCGAAGAAGGAAAAGCCCCGUCGAAAUACUGGGUUCUGGAACAGGCUGAUAUUGUUAGGCUUGGCAGAGAUGAGUGGAAAGAGUAA
Penicillium vulpinum is the source of this 690-nucleotide messenger RNA. RefSeq lists its product as uncharacterized. The record is from RefSeq and is a predicted model, not a curated record. The transcript has 2 exons. Gene Ontology annotation, cellular component: cytoplasm. Lineage: Eukaryota; Fungi; Ascomycota; Eurotiomycetes; Eurotiales; Aspergillaceae. Bases 1 to 690 code for a protein of 229 amino acids. Gene Ontology annotation, biological process: import into nucleus.